Acyrthosiphon pisum (pea aphid) is the source of this 6269-nucleotide messenger RNA. RefSeq lists its product as uncharacterized. The coding region runs from base 954 to 6014 and encodes 1686 amino acids. NCBI's taxonomy places the organism in Eukaryota, Metazoa, Arthropoda, Insecta, Hemiptera, Aphididae. The record is from RefSeq and is a predicted model, not a curated record. The transcript is spliced from 4 exons.
UACAUUCAUUUGGCUAGCGUAGUAGCGUCUCUCCUAUCCACUAAUCAUAGUCAAUCCAACAUUGGCCGCGGCCACGGCGCACACCGCUGUAGAAGCUAUCACACUGGUCGAGUAAAGUCAACCUCCACAGCCGGCAUGAAAUAAUAAUAAUAACAUCUACAAAAUAUUAACAAUUAUUAUUAUUUUUUGUCUAUCCGCGCCUCCUCCCUCGCGGCGUCACCGCCGCGCCGUGCGUUGUACGGCCUGUACGUAAUCUAUUCGUUUAGUCGACUUGUUAUAGUACUGGUAUAGAUUAUAUUAUAUAUUUUACAUCACACACGCACACGGACACGGCACACUCAAACGCGCUCAGACGCACACGCACGCACAAGAUCGACUUUCACACACGCGCAUGCACGCUCGGCGUACACACUCGCGCGCUCACACACGCACACUCUAGCGCGCGCGCAUAUAAUUAUUUUAUUAAAUAUUAUUUACCCGAUAGUGAAACUAUAAUAAUAAUGUAUACAAUAAAUUUCAUUCCGAUAACAGAAAAAAAAAAAAUAACAUUUAUGGUUUAAAAUUAUAUUUCCACUUGCGUUAAUUAUUAUAAUACGACAAUUUACGCGUAAAUCGACGUUGGUGACUAAUUAAAUUGAUGUUUUUAUUCAGUCGUGUAUGUGUAUCGCGUCGUAUUAUACAUGCAUAUUAUUAUUGUUAUUAUUCAACUCUACCUAUUUUGAUAAAUUAAUUGUCAUUCACCGGCAAUUACCAAACAAUAAGCAGCUCAGCGAUCCGGUUUCAGAUACAAAAGUUUUUUGGCUUGUCUAGUCGUGUACGAGCUUAUUAUAACAAGUAUUCGACGCCGACUGGAUGGACGGCGUUUGACACGAAAACUAUCUUUCACAUACUAUCAUAGACGCUAUACAUCAGCUAAAAACGGCAGAAGUGAAAUUAUAGCAGACGAAGAGCCAAUGAGUGACGUGAAAGAUGAAGUCAAAGCUGAUGGUGACCAAAGUAUUAAGCAGCAGCAAGCGUCACCAAAACUUGUCGAUACUGAUAUUCCAAUGACAUUUGUGGAGGCAGAUCACAAUUCACUAAAACACUGUAAGAAAAAUGAGGACAAUGAAACAAAGGAAGGUGACCCAACGAAACAGGAUGAGAUAAUAAAUACUGUGCGUCUGGUAGGUGAGCCACUGGCCACACAUGGCCCAUAUACAUUUUACAGUGCAUUAGCGUAUCGCAAACGCGAUGAUGUAACAAAAAAGAAGAGACGGCGGUGGAAAAAGCCAAUAACAGGGGUGGACGAUGAAAGCGAUAAUGCUGCCGAAUCCUACGAUUCAUCCUCGUCAUGUUGCUGUGCCAAUAAUGAUGCCGGAAAUGAUUUGUGUUUCUGCGACAAUGGUUCAUUGUCAUCAAGGUCUUCGUCACCAUCUCAUUCUGAAUGGUCCGUUAUACACAUGAAUCAUUUCUACCCAGUUCGCCCAUGGUACAGCAAGAAAAACAGCAGUAUUGGUGACGGGCAGCAGCAAAGACGCCAUAGAGAAAACUCGCCGAAAUCAACUAAAACAACUACUGCUGCAACAGAAAGGAGACAGCAUCACUAUCAGCAAUCGGUGUGUAUUGGUGAACUGGAGUUAUUAUGGCGUGAUGACAGUGUGGUAACGUCAUCAACAGCUCCAUCGUCUUCUUCACAGCUCAAGAAACGUAACAGUAACAGAAUUGUGCCACCUGCACUGUUAACUGUGGCAUCAAAUGGCGAGGAUGAUGGAACAGAUCCUAUGACAAGUAGUAGCAACAUCCAUGGCGAUGCUGUGGCCAGUUCAGAUGAAGACGACGGUGUUAGUGGUAGAUUUGACGAUGAUUCGUCAUCAUUAUUGCCACGCCGUCGUACUUUGCCCAGACGCACUCGUCAGCCGUCGGCUAAGAAACUUGAGGCUGCAGAAUCAUAUGCCGCAGUGGCAGCUGCAGCAGCGUCAGAUAAUCAUCACUUGUCACAGUCGCUAUACAACCGCAAUCGCUUAUCCACGACUGCACCGUCAGACCCCACCUCCGUGAGUGUUCCACUUUUAUCACCAGAUUCUCAGUAUAGUCAUGGAAACGUACUAUGCAGUGUUCGGUUAUAUGUGAUGCCUGAUCAGACAGCUACCGGCCGACUUGGUGGUGUACAUGGUGAAGAUGAAGUGUUAGAGAUCAACACUUGGAGUGCCAAUGGUGGUGCAGAAAGAUGGCCGAGUAACAUAUUUAUUAAUGGCAACAGCGGUGUAGGAUCUAUCUACAACGGUAGUGGUAGCGUUGACGAUUAUGGUUAUGGUAGUGGAAGUCAUUCGUCAGGAACAUUGCCGUCUGGCUGUUCGGGAUUAGUAUUGCGAGCCGAAGAUUUUGUCGAAUGGGUUCGCGGUGGACUGAUGAAUGAUGAUGACGAAAAUGAAGACACCGAGUCUUUUGAUGAGUCAUUAGAAUCAGAUUGUGAUGAUAACAGUUCUAAUGACCGAAAAUGCAAUAGAGUAGAAACUUCAAAACCUAAGGAUGAGCCACUGUCAUCUUUAGUUACGGACACAAUGGCCGAUGUAAAACAAUGUAAGGAAGAAAUAUUAAAUACUUGGAAUGAUGAUAACAACAGCAAAGUGAAAUUAGAAUCUACCCCGAUCAAAAAUGAAGUGAUAACAGAAAAUUUACUUUCUGUAAAUCCAGAAAAAGUGAAAUUAGAAUCUACCCUGAUCAAAGAUGAAGUUAUAACAGAUAAUGUACUUUCUGUAAAUCCAGAAAAAGUGAAAUUAGAAUCUACCCUGAUCAAAGAUGAAGUGAAAACGGAAAAUUUACUUUCUGUAAAUCCAGAAAAAGUGAAAAAGGAACAAGAAGAGCUAACUGUAACUGUUGAUUCUGGUGUCGUUGAUAGUAAAACAAUAAAACAAAAACACGAUAGCAGUAACAUUGAUUAUUACUCAAAACAUGUUGUUGACGAGGCUGUAGAAGCCGAACAUGUUCCUUUAGCUGCAGCUAGAAUUCACAAAAAACAGUGUGAACGUGUUACUGACCGUCAUCGACGCUGUCAUCGUCAGCGUCAUUGCUUAAAUCAGAGGUCAUUGGUAAAUGGUGAUAGCACUAGUACUGUUGCUAAGAAAAACGAGCGUCGCCAUUAUAAUGUAUCAGCAGUGACAAAUAAAGUUGGAAAGAAGCAGGACAAUGAUAAAAAAUGUUGCUGCUAUUGUUGUAAACGCCGUCGUCAAAAUUACCAACAUAAUGAAAAAAAAACAAUAAACAAUGUCAGUGUGGGUAAUAGUAUUAAACAACGAUUGGUGGUGAUGAGCUACUCUCGAUACUGCCGAUAUAGAGCACAAUUGCAACGUAAGCGUGAACAGCAGUUGAACCAGGGAAAUGCCCCUGUUGUCAUAGCUGAUGAUAAAGAAAAGUUGACGACAACCACAUACCGUGGAUUAGAUUCGAUGACCAGAGUUCUAUUUUGUCGAGACACAUAUGAUUAUCCAGCAGAACUACUGUUAGAGCCUUUUAAUGCACAACAAAACCAUCAGCAACACACGGCAGUUUUGGUCAACCACAUGGCGCCUAAACUCAAAGGCUGGCCUUCUCAUCCAGCAUCCUGGAUGUCAUUCCGAUGGAACCGAGUGCGUCGUCGGUUACGCCACCUUGAACGCGGUGGUGAUAGCAAUGAUGACCGACGUAGGCGUCAUCGACGUCGAAAGCUUAAGAAGAAAUGUAGUCGACAACAAAUUGGAGCCAGUGGGGCGACUGUGGGAAUGAAUUAUUCGUCAUCAACUGAUGACGACGAUUCUGAUGAUUCAGAUUCCGAUGAUGAGUCUUCUGCUACAAAUGAUGCUGCCACAAACACCACUACUGACGCUUCAACCUCAGAUUCGGAUAGCGGACCACCGCCAUCAACAGUAGUGUCUAAAACUGCCAAUAAGAAUAAUUCCACCACAAAAGUGAACAUUCAUCACAGUAACAAAAAAACUAUCUCUACAUCAUCUACCGGAAACAUGGUUGUAAUUAAUGGUGCUACUACUGUAUCUGCAGCUAUGAUUAACAAGCGGCCAGCUAUGGCUGUUGGACAAUCGGGUCAGCAACAACCGACCAAACGUCGCCGCGUGGUUUAUACCACUGAACAACUUCAGAAUAUACAUCCGCAACAAUCACGAGUAAAUUACCAGCAGCAGCAACCACAUCCAAGACCUAGACAGCCCCAGCAACAGCAGCAGUCUAGUCAUCGAUUUAGACAAUUGGAACAAUUGAAUCAGCUUAGCCAAUCCCAGCGUCAACAACACAUCCUCGCUGCUCAGCAGCAACAACAAAGACUACAGCCGUUAAACAGACGACUGCCACCACCUAUUUCGUCUCUACAAUCUUCAACAACUAGAAUAAUACAUCAUCACUUGCCACCUUCGGUAUCUAUUAUGCCAGUCAUAGUCCCGACUACUAAUAGUUCUCCUCAUCAACAGCUACAACGAUUCAAUAAUCGACUGCAAAACCGGCAAAAAAUACAUGCUACUGCUACAGUUUUACCCGUCACUUCUCAGCGAAGAAAUAAUAACAUUGAACGACAACAAAUGCCACUUCCACCUGUCAUAAUAGAAUAUGAUGAUGACGAUAAUAACCAAGAGUAUGGAUCUGAUGAUAAUGGUCGAUACAAAAAAGCAACAGUGGCAGCAAUGGUGGCUUGCCAAAGACGUGUUUCACGACAAAAUUUUAACGAUGAGCAAAGACAACAGCGAGAAGAUGAAGAAAGGCAGCGUCGGUGGCUAGUAGAUGCUUUGCGAUUGGGUGGGUUAGAAGUUACAGCAGUACCUUUAAAGGCAAGUGCUGGUAGUGGAAACAGCGUUGGAAAAGAUGCUAGUUCUGCAGUAACUUCACAACAACGUCGGCGGCGUAAUGUUUCAUUGUUGUCCGCCAAGAACGAAGACUACAACGGUGGUAUUCAGAACAAACCAUGUCACGGUGGUACAGAUGAUGACUCAAAUGUAGAUUCAGACUCAGAUUCUGUAGUGAUGACUGUGACGCCUGAUGUUGUAUGCCUAUUGAACAAGUCUCAGCAACAUCAACAACAAAUAUCUCAUCAAAGACAGACAUGUGGAAGUGGUUCCACAACAACAACCUCUGUUACAAUGAGUCAUAAUCAUCAACAGCGACGGCGGUCAGCUAACAUGAACCACAGUAGCAUUGGUGGCCCACAGCAUACUGCAGCUGCGGCGGCAGCAGCUUUACAUGACAAAAUAAAUCGCGCGAUUAAUUCACUGAAACUACAACAGCAGCAACAAAUGCCGAACGAAGACACACCAGUCAGUAAUAACAGUAACAAUGUAUUAUUAACCGGUGGAGCUAAUCAUGGUAAUCCUACUGGUGAUAAUAAUAAUAGGCAACAACAAAAACUGCGCAAAAAUGGUAAUGUAAUCCAGCAACAGCAGACAGCGGCCCUUCUGGAUCUUUCUGUUAAGCCACCAAUAUUACAGAACACCACAAGGCAACAGAGAUCAAUGUCAACAGUCGUUAACAGCAACCUACAAAAUCAGCAAAACCGAAAAGGUCUAAUACCAUUCCAUUCUACUACCACUUCAGGACCUUCAACUUCCUCAACUAACCUAGAAAUUACAAUCGUACCUGUCACAACUUCAGCUUCAUCUAAUUCGUUGAGGCUUCUAUCACAGCAGCAACAUAAACGUAGUUUGUCAGCAGCAACACAUAAUAGCAGUGGUUCUGCUUCUAGUUCUUCUGCUCCAAUGACAGUUAGGCAACAACUACAACGUCGGAAUGCAACUGUGGUCUCAACAGCUACAGCACCUGCAUCCAUUGUAGACAUGUUAUGUGGAGGCAGAAGUAGAAACCUUCAACAUCGUAAUGGUAGUAGUAUGUCUGUAACAGCAACAUCUACUAUUACUACUACUUCUUCUUCUUCUACUACUCAUCCUUCUUUGCAGCAAAACCAACAGCAACAAAUGUUCAUAAUAGCUGCUACUGCAAUGGCUGCUCAACAACAACAGAAAACUGAUAAGCGUAAAUCACAACAAACUAAAAAAGAUUAAGAUGAUCAUCCACCAAUUAUUCAGUGUGAAACAAUAGCUGAGAAGAUAGAGAUAAUUAAAUUUUGGUUUGUGUACAAAGUAUAAUUUAUUCAUGCCUAUUUACUAUAAUCAUAAUGUAUUAUAUGUCCUAUAAUUUUAAAAAUAACAUGCAUUAGAGUUUAGUAUAAUGUAUCUGGUUUAUUUUCUAUAAAAAAUCGAAAACUAUGGUGUGUGUGUGUGUGUGUUUGUGUUUGUUUUGUUUUGUUACAAAAACUA